This is a messenger RNA of Toxotes jaculatrix (banded archerfish), 4173 nucleotides long. It is a transcript of the gene atad1a, whose product is annotated as ATPase family AAA domain containing 1a. NCBI's taxonomy places the organism in Eukaryota, Metazoa, Chordata, Actinopteri, Toxotidae. Gene Ontology annotation, cellular component: mitochondrial outer membrane. Bases 99 to 1244 code for a protein of 381 amino acids. Gene Ontology annotation, molecular function: ATP hydrolysis activity; ATP binding. The record is from RefSeq and is a predicted model, not a curated record. The transcript has 10 exons.
CUAGGGUCUGUGUGUGUUCCUACCCGAGUUACAAAACGCGGUGCACCGUCAAUGCGAGUAUUUUUAAUUUGCCAAUGGUCUGAUAUAAGCCAGCAGAGAUGCUGCUUAAAGACCUUCCCAGAGAGGCCCUGAUGCGGCCGUUGUCCAGGAAUGAAGUUGUGGGCAUGUUGGUGAGGUUGACCAUCUUUGGCGCAGCCACAUACUACAGCAUCAAAUGGGUUGUUGAAGCUAUGGAUCCUACUUUAAAACAGAAAAACCAGGCCAAGAAAAGGGCAGAACAGCUGAUGAAGAGGAUCGGCGUGGAAGGCGUCAAACUAACAGAGUAUGAGAUGAACAUUGCAUCUCACCUAGUCGAUCCACAAACUAUGAAGGUGUCCUGGAAAGAUAUAGCGGGUCUGGAUGAGGUUAUCAAUGAACUGCAAGACACCGUCAUCCUUCCAUUUCAGAAAAGGCACCUUUUAACUGGAUCCAAACUCUUUCAGCCGCCAAAAGGUGUUUUAUUAUUUGGUCCUCCAGGAUGUGGGAAGACCAUGAUCGCCAAGGCAACAGCCAAAGCCUCAGGGUGCAAGUUUAUCAACCUGCAGGCCUCCACACUGACAGACAUGUGGUAUGGCGAAUCACAGAAGCUGACUGCUGCUGUCUUCUCAUUGGCUGUCAAAAUCCAUCCCUGUAUCAUCUUUAUUGAUGAGAUUGAGUCAUUUCUAAGGAAUCGCUCCAGUCUAGACCACGAGGCCACAGCCAUGAUGAAAGCCCAGUUCAUGAGCCUGUGGGACGGUCUGGACACUUCCUUAACCACCCAGGUGAUGGUGAUGGGAGCUACAAACAGGCCGCAGGAUGUGGAUCCAGCCAUUCUGCGCAGGAUGCCUGCCACUUUUCAUGUUGGCCUCCCAAACACAAGACAGAGACAGGAGAUCCUGAGGCUGAUUUUAGCAGGAGAAAACUUGAGCAACGCCAUUAAUCUUAGAGAGAUUGCUGAGAAGACAGAAGGCUACUCUGGCAGUGACCUGCGGGAGCUGUGCCGCGAUGCCGCCAUGUACCGAGUGCGGGACUACGUCCGCAAGGAGCAGAUGAGGCAGAUCGCUCAGCAGCUACAGGACGACCAGGAGGAGGAAAAGCCUGUGGAUGAGGAGCGGUUGCGGCCGGUCACCCAGCUGGACCUCCUCUUCGGCCUGGACAAGAUGAAAGAAUCUAAGCGGGCCACAGCCUCCAUGUUAUCCACUGUGUCAGAGGUUCCCCUGGACUAAACAGCAACGCUGAUGGGAAACGUUUUCUUCUCACUUUUGUCCACAGUGUGUUCCAGCUCACCAAGGAGACGGACUCCUCCUCCAUGUCUGAGGUGCAGUUGGCCAAACUAACAGACAGCAAGACAGCCAUAUGUUUAUUAACCUUUAUUUAUUCAGGCAGGGGUAGUUCUGAGCAUGUUCAUUUUCAGCACAGCUCCACCACAUGUGUACAGUUACAAUACAGUCAGAAAUCUACAGUCUCCUCCUGCUGACACUGACAGCUCCACUGGAGUGAUUUACAGUCACUGCCUUGCUUAAGGGCGGCAUGACAGUAUGUUCGAAAGAGCAGAACGCACUUUUCAUAAAGUUUAUGAAUCGGUCUGAAGUUGCUGCUAGUAAUACUGCAAACUACUCUACUACACCACCAUACAGCUUAUACACAAUCAUGACCAAAAGGGAUUAAACAUGAUGAGGCGUUCAGAGUCAGAUCAGUGUGAUCCUCUGAUGUUUGCUGCUUUAUUUAUAAAUCAACUAUCACUCCUAUCAUUCUUUUUAGGGGAAAAACAUGUUUGAAUGACAAAGACUUUAUCACUUUAAAGUGCUAUUAUCCUAGCAAGAAAGGAUUCAGCUGAACCAGGUAGUCAGAAGUCUCAUUACACUAUAUUCUCUGCAAAUGUUGUAUGAAAGCAAAUUAUGCAGUAAUGCAUUUCAGUGAUAUCAUUUUUCCCAAAUAUCAAGUUGUUUAGCAAAAAAAAAACAAAAAAAACUUGCUUUCAUUUUUGGGAAUAUUGAUAUCCACUCAGAGUAUUAGUCAUCAUGAAUGUAGUACUCUUUUUAAAUGUCAGAUGUAAGUUAGAAUAUUGAAAAACAACUCCACCUCUGUUUCUUAGCUGUUGUCUUCUUAACCCAAACCUUCUUAGGUUAAAACUGAAGUGACGAUUGCUUUCUCCUGCUGGAUGUGCUGAUUCUGACCUUUUUAAACGCUCACAGAAAAAUUGAAUGCAGUCACUAUUUGAUGUCCAUGAUCAUUCAAAUCUUUUCUUUUUCUUUAAUUGUGUCUCUGCUUUUAAAAGUAAGAGAGGAUGCAUUUAGCCAGCGUGUAUCUGCAGCAGUGUGAUACUCAUCAUGAGUUACGAGUUACUUCUCCCAAGGAGCAGUAACUCGUUCAACAUUCAAAAUGUUUAUUUUGAAAUCACAGUAACAUUUAAUAGUUAAAUUUAUUUCUGUAUUCCUAAGGUCAACACUGCUGUGGAUGCUAUCAGGCCACAGUAUCUAUAUGACAAAGAAGAGGAAGAGCAGAGCAAAAUUAGCCACAGGGGAAAUAUAACAUGUUGGCUCAGAUAAACAACCGCUACGUCAUUCCACUGUGAAUUGGUGAGACAAUAGUCAUUGUACAUUGUGGCAGGACUGUUUCAGUUUUAGGCAUAAAAUCAAUCACCUCACAGUGCAUCGGGUCUGAAGGGCCAAUAUAUUUCCCAGAGCAGUCCUUUAAUACCUGUAGACAAAAGCAGAUAACAAAAUAAACAUUCACAUGUCAAGUGGAAACAAGGUCACCAAUUAAACCCUUUAAUAGAAUCACAGCUGUAAUGAUCUGAGCCGGGGGCAGCAAUAAAACACACUGUUACAUCCUAUUAUCUCAAUAAUCAUUAUCGUCCUACUAAAUGGCUGUAAAAAUAUGCUGUUGUGUCACUGCUCAGCCCUCUCAGCUGUUAGCAGGUGUAUCGUGCGUGUCGUGCCGUAUGCAUGUGUGUAAAAGUAGAAGCUAAAUCUUGGGUUAGAGUUUAGGCCAAGACUUUGAAUGCAACUGAAGUUACCAAGUCUGAUGAAUUUUCUUUUAGUGCAUUUAGUGCUGCUUUGUAACACAAAGUCUUCUGAGCUUCAUCAUUUUUUUUCCAUCCAAAAAAAAGAAAAACAAUAGCUGACACUUCUUCAUGUCAUCUCACCAGUGUUUUUCACAAACAAGGUUUAUUUUUGAGUCACAUUUAUUGUGGCAUUAUCAUUAUCAGUGAGCCCCCAUUGUUUUACUUUGAAUGUUUUUAAUAAUGAACUUUUCUUGUCAUGUUUCAGACAUCAAUCAACAACUGACAGCAGUGGCUGUCACUGCAACCCACAUCAGGGUUAAUUUUUAUUUUUACUUUAUGGAGAGCAUGGCUUUGAAAUUCAAAAUUCUUUCAAUCAGCUGUAGGUCUGAAGUUGUUGUUGUGACAUGGCUUUCUGCCUCCCCUCUGUCUAAAAGGCCUCAUUAUUUUCCAUAUGGUCACAGCAUGUGUUCAUGGAGCUGUUCAUGGGUCUCCAGCAGACCUUUCUCCCACACAGCCAGAGCAAGCCAGGCCAUAUUUGUCAUUCAGCCGUGACCACAUGGUGGCACUGUAACUUCACUAUCCUGUUACUGAGCAAGCGUUACAGGCUGAGAUAUGGACUGCUUUUAUAUAGAGCGGUUUUAUAUCGUUAUGGGGAGACAAUGAAACAGAGGAACCUGCAUACGGGAUUGUUUCUCCUCUAUUGGUUCAUUCAGUGAUAUUUAGACGUCUGUUGCUCUUCAUUAGAGAACCUCAGGUGACAGUUAAAGGUCAAAAUGUUGCCAUGUAAGCCAGUUACUGUGUCGCUGCAGCUUGCAGGUCUUAGUUACCUUCCUUGGAGAACGGUAACACUUGUGUACAUGCUUUCCCUCAACGCAAUAUCACUUACCAGGUCGUUCAUCAGUUAUGUGGCAGAGACUGAAUUCUAUGAAUACUGUCUCAAUAUGCAGCUACUGUAAAUUAUACUGUCAGCUAUGUGUACGUGUUGAAUAUGAAAUGUUAAUCAUGAGCUGUAAAGUGUAUUUAUUAAAUUACACUGAAGAAGAUAUUUAUCUUUCAACCAGCAAAAUGUUACCUCUAUUAUUUCAGCAAGGAUUCCACUAUUUGUCUGUCCUGUCUUUGGUGUGUUAAAUGUAAUAAAUCUCUUCAUU